UCUUCUCUAGUGAACAAACACAAACCCUGGAUUGAGACGUCGUACCAUGGAAUCAUAACUGAAAACAACGACACUGUGAUUUUGGACCCUCCCCUGGUUGCUUUGGAUAAAGAUGCACCUGUUCCCUUUGCAGGUGAAAUCUGUGCUUUUAAAAUCCAUGGGCAAGAAAUGCCCUUCGAGGCCGUGGUGCUGAACAAGACAUCUGGAGAAGGUCGGCUUCGAGCAAGGAGUCCCAUUGACUGUGAGCUGCAGAAGGAAUACACAUUCAUCAUCCAGGCCUAUGACUGUGGGUCAGGACCAGCUGGAACAAACUGGAAGAAAUCUCACAAGGCAGUAGUCCAUAUCCAGGUGAAGGAUGUCAAUGAGUUCUCCCCAGCUUUCAAGGAGAGCGUGUACAAGGCCUCGGUGACAGAGGGGAAGAUCUAUGACAGCAUCCUGCAGGUGGAAGCCACAGAUGAGGACUGCUCCCCCCAGUACAGCCAGAUCUGCAACUACGAGAUUGUCACCACAGAUGUGCCCUUUGCCAUCGACAGGAACGGUAACAUCAGGAACACCGAGAAGCUGAGCUAUGAUAAACAGCACCAGUAUGAGAUAAUGGUGACAGCUUUUGACUGUGGCCAGAAACAUGCAACAGAAGAUGUCUUGGUACGAGUUAAUGUCAAACCUGUGUGCAAACCAGGCUGGCAAGACUGGAACAAACGGAUUGAAUACAGGCCGGGCUCUGGCAGCAUACCCCUGUUUCCCAGCAUCCACCUGGAAACGUGUGAUGGACCAGUGUCCUCAAUCCACAGCACCAUCGAACUGCAGACCAGCUACAUCGGAAAGGGCUGUGAUCGUGAAACCUACUCUGAAAAAUCUCUGCAGAAAUUAUGUGGAGCUUCCUCAGGUGCCAUUGACCUGUUACCAUCUCCCAGUACAACGACCAACUGGACAGCUGGGCUCCUCAUGGAUAACAAUGACAUCAUUUUUAAAUUUGAUGGAAAGCAAGGAGCCAAAAUCCCAGAUGGAAUAGUCCCGAAAAAUUUAACUGAUCAAUUCACCAUCACUCUGUGGAUGAAACAUGGACCAAGUCCUGGAUUAAGAGCUGAGAAGGAGACUAUUCUCUGCAACUCUGACAAGACUGAGAUGAACCGGCACCACUACGCGCUGUACGUGCACAACUGCCGCCUCGUGUUCCUGCUGCGCAAGGACUUCGACCUGGCUGACACCUUCCGCCCCGCGGAGUUCCACUGGAAGCUCGACCAGAUCUGUGACAAGGAGUGGCACUACUACGUGGUCAACGUGGAGUUCCCCGUGGUGACGCUGUACAUGGACGGGACAACAUACGAGCCCUACCUGGUGACCAACGACUGGCCCAUCCACCCCUCCCACAUCGCCAUGCAGCUCACAGUGGGGGCUUGCUGGCAAGGAGGUGAAGUCACCAAGCCCAGGUUUGCUCAGUAUUUCCAUGGCAGCCUGGCCAGUCUGACAAUCCGGCCAGGGAAAAUUGAAAGUCAGAAAGUGAUUUCCUGUUUGCAGGCCUGCAAGGAAGGUCUCGAUAUUAAUUCUCUUGAGAGUCUUGGCCAAGGAAUAAAGUAUCACUUCAACCCUUCCCAGUCAGUCCUUGUCAUGGAAGGAGAUGACAUUAAGAAUAUAAAUCAAGCCCUCCGAAAAGUCUCAUACAUCAACUCCAGACAGUUUCCUACUGCAGGCGUACGACGUCUCAAAGUGUCAUCUAAAGUCCAAUGUUUUGGUGAAGAUGUCUGCAUUAGUAUCCCAGAUAUAGAUGCGUAUAUAAUGGUGUUUCAGGCCAAUGAGCCCAAGAUUACCAUAACUGGGAUGGACCACUUUGCUAGACCAGCUGCACAGUUUGAAAGUGAAAGAGGUGUUAUUUUGUUACCUGACAUCAGGAUUGUCAGCACAGUCACUAAAAUGGAGCAUUCAGUGGACUUCAAAGAACAUGACAGAGUCAAUAAGCAACUGGUAGUAGAGGAAAUGCUCCACAACUUGGAUUUCUGUGAUGUUUUGGUCAUUGGUGCAGAACUAGACCCUGAACAAGAGUGUUUAGAACUAGAUAAUGAGGAGCUUCAAGGAAAACAUCUAGAUGCCACAAAUUCCACUGCAGGAUAUUCAAUCUAUGGUGUGGACAGCACGUUCAGCUAUGAGCAGGUGCUGCGGCAGCUCCGCUACCGCAACUGGGGCACCUCGGCCACCUCGGACAGGAAGUUCAGGGUCAAGUGCUCCGAGCUCAAUGGGCGUUACACCAGCAACGAGUUCAACCUGGAGGUUAAUAUUCUACACAGUUCCAACUCCAACUUCAUGGACCAUGUAAAUCACAUGAUAGUUCAGCCUCAAUUUCUCCAAUCUGUUCAGCACCCUGAGGGGAGUGUAAGUGCAGUUCACAGCUCAGUGGUUCCCAGUGUGGCCACGAUGGUGAUCAUCAUCUGUGUGAGUGUGCUGGUGUUGGUGGUAACGCUGGGCGUAUUCCGGCUGCGCACGGCCCAUCCGCGCAGCGCCACGGGCCACGAGGGAGCCAAGGACAGCGACAUGGACUGGGAUGACUCUGCCCUCACCAUCACUGUCAACCCCAUGGAGAAAUAUGAAAAGCCACACCAGACAGAAGAAGAGAGUGAGGAAGAAGACAUAGACGAUGAAGAGGAAGACACAACCAGUGCUGAAUCAGAUGACAGUGAAGAGGAUGAAGAGGAGGAGGAAGUGAUUGUCGAAAAGGGAGACAAACAGAAUUCCACCAGGCAAGAGCAGUUGGAGUGGGAUGAUUCAACACUCCCCUACUAACAAACAGCCCUCCAGCCACAGCUCUUUUGUAAUAACCAAUACAGUGUUUUUCAGAGUCUAUGACAUUGACAGGAUUUGAACUUCUGCUUGCUUAUAACUGUUUUGCCUAAAAUGAUCUUGUUGUAGUAAUUGAUAAUGAUAGAACUGGCCCUUUUCUUAUAAAGCCUGGGGAAAAAAUGGUACAAACCUCCUGGCACACACAGUAGUAAAGUAAUCCAGAACUUCAUCUGUUAGCAAGCAUAGUUCUCAAUUUCCUCUUUCUACCCUGCAGAUGUGUGACAAAAUUCCUGUCACUCGAUCCAUAGAAGUUUUUGCCUUUGCUACUUUUUUCACACAGGAGAGAUUUUAGCUUGUUAUGAAAAAUAACUUCUGUGGAUCCACAUACCAGUUGCCAUCUAACUUCACAUUCUUACAGGUGUAAAAAACAUAAUCCACCUCCAAACUGGGGCAGGGCUUUAGUGCUGCAGGGGCUGAUUUCCAUCUGUCAUCUCGUCCUGCCUUUUGGAUGUUAACUGUCUUCUACAGUGGAAUAUCUAGGACUUUACAGGGGAUGCAUGUGUGCCUAUGUAGACGUGGAUGGUGUAUUUUUUCAGGCAUGCUUUCAGACCCUCAAGAGAGAGAUUUUUAUCCAACCUACUGAUAGAAAUUAAAAACGAGUUUUAAAAAAACAGCAACAAGAAGGGGCUGCUGAAGGUUACCAAAAACACCCCAGUUUGUUUUGUGUCCACAGAUUGAGUAAUACGGUCUUAUGCAAACUGUAAAUUCUAAUGGGAUUGAUUCGCUGAAAAUCUGUAGAGCUGCUCAUUAGUUAUGGACUGAGCAAUUUGCAGCAAAUCGAUGCUUUAAACCGUCUGUCUCAUGGAAUCAUUAGCUUGCUGCAGCAUCUUACUGAACUAGUGGAAAAUAAGUGACCCCAUUAUUCCAUAGCUAUAUAUGGCUGGGAUUUAAACAAUCAUUUUAGAUGAGGAAAAUGUUACCUUUUGCUUAGUGAAUGCCAGCUGGAAUUCCUGUCUGACUGUAUUCUAUAAAAACACGAUGCCCUAUUUCUUUGGUACCCCUGCCUGCCUGUAGUGCACAAGAGAAAGGAACAACACUGUGAGCCCUCUUCUGUGCUCAUAAUUCUCCCUUAUUUCUUCUUCCUGAAGUCAUUAGUGUUGAGAGAAGGUUUUAUAAAGUAGACAAGGAAAAAUAUAACCUACACAGAACCAAAAUAGUUGAAAACGAAAACUAAAAUCUUAAGAGGUUGAGAGAGUAUUUUAGUUUGUUAUGGUAACACAGCAUAUUUUUCUUAAACACUGUUUAAAAAGAAAAAAAACAAAAAAGACAAAGCAGAGAUAGGUAUAGAACAUGUUGAUAAGUCCGUGUGAUGUGUUUUUUGUCCCCUUUCCUGAAGUACCUUGGCCUCUUCUACUGCUCUGUUCACCAAAUGCUGCAGUACUUGCUGGGGUAGCUGCUCCAAUGCAUAGGAACAAAAUGACAUGGAAGUCAUUGGAAUGCUGCUUAGUGGCUUGUCCGGGCUGUUUUACUGAGUACUUUGUUUUCUUUGCAACUUCACCUUUGACUUUUGCUUUUGCAAUCUGCUGUUUAAAAUGAGCUGCUUCCUCCUCUCCACCCUCCUAGUCAGUCUUGACACAGCAGGACCUUCCUGAGCACCCUGAAUGGUGGCUAAUGUUGCAAAGGGUACUUGGAGCAAUCCUGAGGGUAUCCACCUCCCUCAAUACUGGAUUAUUAACAGCUGGAUUAUUAAAUGAAUGUCAUGGAAUAUAGGGAAUAUAUAGUGUGUUGGGGGGUUCUUGUAAUUCCAGUUUCUGCAUUUGAUAGCUGAAGGGAAAUACUGACAGCAACUAGGCCUUGUAGUUGAAUAACUAGAAAGUAAAUGAAAGAAAAAUCUAUAUUAAUUUUAAAAUUAGAGCUAUUCAUGCUUUUAUUUGUUGUGCCAGCAAUCACAUUGUCACAUGGUUGUUAAGAUUGGCAACACAGCGGUUUUCUUUUGUUCUCAAUCCUGUUUCAUUUUAUUGUCUCACACAUAUUAAACUUAAAAGAAUAUUUGCAGAAUAAAGGCCAUAUAAGUACAUUUUAUCUGCAGGAACAACAGCUGCAAAAAUCUCCACAAUUUCUGUUUAAGAUGAAAUUAAUAUUAGUGUUUCUGAAUAUCUUGAACAAAAAUGUUAUGUUAGAUCCUAACAUCUAACCUACCAUCCCAGUAUCCUAGAUAAUUUCCUACUUUUAAUUUUCUUAGUGACAUGAAGCAGGCUCUUCAUGAUGCUUGUUAUCAGCACAUAUCAGCAAAUCUUCUGCUCAGAAAAAAAAAGAUUUAAAAUUAA
Messenger RNA from Sturnus vulgaris (Common starling), 5099 nucleotides. RefSeq names its product calsyntenin 2 (gene CLSTN2). Gene Ontology annotation, biological process: homophilic cell-cell adhesion; positive regulation of synapse assembly; positive regulation of synaptic transmission. Gene Ontology annotation, molecular function: calcium ion binding. Gene Ontology annotation, cellular component: cell surface; postsynaptic membrane. The record is from RefSeq and is a predicted model, not a curated record. NCBI's taxonomy places the organism in Eukaryota, Metazoa, Chordata, Aves, Passeriformes, Sturnidae.